This is a messenger RNA of Erythranthe guttata (spotted monkey flower), 2678 nucleotides long. Its product is annotated as ATP-dependent 6-phosphofructokinase 5, chloroplastic. NCBI's taxonomy places the organism in Eukaryota, Viridiplantae, Streptophyta, Magnoliopsida, Lamiales, Phrymaceae. The record is from RefSeq and is a predicted model, not a curated record. Gene Ontology annotation, biological process: fructose 6-phosphate metabolic process; glycolytic process. Gene Ontology annotation, molecular function: 6-phosphofructokinase activity; ATP binding.
AAGAGAUUUUCAGAAGGUUAUUACAACAACCAUGCACAUGUCUGAUAGUGAAACUCGUUCCGAAACUUCAUCGGUUACUUCUCGGAAUUUUCCUCCUAGUGCACAAUGCGAAAGUUCCGAUUCCAACCACCUUAGAGAACAACCACUUAAGCUAAACGAUGAAGACAACGAAGAGAUUAGUAGCGAAUCAAGCCUGUCUUCCUGGUUCAAACCGAUUUCAGACAAACUAAUAAUUAUAUUAUAAUAAAAAAAAUAAUGUUAUAUUAAUGCUACAACAGUCCCCUUAAAACCUAUAGUUUUUUUAGUUGUAAGUGAAAAAACCAACAAAUAUGAAAUUGCCCUCAUUAGGUUGUAAAUAUUCAAUCCAUGGUGAAUUUUGUAAAUGAUUUAAUGUGUUUCAACUUUCAAGGGUGUAAAAAGCUAUUAUUAUUUUUAAGGGUGCAAAAUGACAAAAUAAUAUAUUUCAAGGGUGCAAAAGUGAAACUAAGUCCAACUGAGAGAGAGUUUCGUCAAAACCAAAAGCCCGCUUUCCGAGCAUGAAAAAUCAAACAGUUCAUCAGGUGAAUAAAAACAAAUCCAAAAGCUUCCUCUCUUCCUCCGCCACUCCGAUCUCACCCCUCUCUCAUUGUGUGUAUAUAUCUGUAUCUAUAUGUAUAUGUAUAUCAAUUACAAAUCCAAACAAAAAUUGCAAUUGCUUACGAUUUUGAAAACUCUUGCCCUGAAAUUUUAAUAUUCAGAAUUGAUGGAAGCUCUUACGCCGGCGGCGAUCAGACCGCCGCUGAUUCCCCCAAUUAGGGCGCGUAUCUCCGUCCACGCGCUUGUUUCCUUCGGUUCCGUUCAGAUUCCGAACCGGAGGAAGAUUGAGGUGAAAGCGAAAUCGGAGAAGAGGAGCGCCUCCGCCGCGGCGGCGAGCGUUGACUACACCGAUCCCGAUUGGAAGUCAAAUUACCAGAAGGAUUUCGAGGCGCGCUUCAGAAUCCCCCAUUUGACCGACGCGCUGCACGACGCCGUUCCGUACCCUUCCACUUUCUGCCUCAGAAUGAGGACGCCGGUGAGUCCAGAUUUUGCAGAAGGUUAUCCAUCAGAUGGGGAAUGGCAUGGAUACGUUAACACCAACGAUCGAGUACUGCUCAAGGUGAUCCGUUAUUCCUCCCCUGCAUCUGCAGGUGCCGAGUGUAUUGAUCCCGGCUGUACAUGGGUAGAGCAAUGGGUGCAUCGUGCUGGGCCCCGAGAAAAGAUAUACUUCAAACCAGAAGAGGUAAAAGCAGCAAUUGUUACAUGUGGAGGCCUUUGUCCUGGUCUGAAUGAUGUCAUACGACAGAUAGUCAUCACCCUUGAGAUAUAUGGUGUUAAAAAGAUUGUCGGAAUCCCGUUUGGUUAUCGUGGGUUUACCGACAGCAGUUUAUCUGAAAUGCCAUUAUCGAGGAAAGUUGUUCAAAAUAUCCAUCUCUCUGGAGGAAGUUUGCUAGGAGUCUCGCGUGGAGGACCUACAGUUAUUCAAAUUGUCGACAGUAUGGUGGAGAGAGGGAUCAAUAUGCUCUUUGUGCUUGGAGGAAACGGUACACAUGCUGGUGCCAAUGCCAUACAUGAAGAGUGCCGCAAAAGGCAAUUAAAGGUAGCUGUGGUCGGUGUGCCAAAAACCAUAGACAACGAUAUUCUGCUUAUGGAUAAAACGUUUGGUUUCGAUACUGCUGUUGAAGAAGCACAAAGAGCAAUUUAUUCUGCAUAUAUUGAGGCUCACAGUGCUUAUCGUGGUAUUGGUAUAGUAAAAUUGAUGGGGCGUAGCAGUGGUUUUAUAGCUAUGCAGGCAUCCCUUGCUAGUGGACAAAUUGAUAUAUGCUUGAUUCCAGAGGUACCGUUUAAUAUUCAUGGGCCGAAUGGAGUCCUAAAUCACCUAAAAUACUUACUCGAGACAAAGGGAUCUGCUGUCGUCUGCGUUGCAGAGGGAGCUGGGCAGGAUCUCCUUCAGAAAACGAAUGCCACAGAUGCAUCAGGAAACAUUAUACUAGGAGAUAUCGGCGUCCAUAUACAGCAAGAGACGAAAAAGUUUUUUAAGGAGAUUGGAUUUACAGCAGAUGUGAAGUACAUCGAUCCUACGUACAUGAUCCGUGCAUGCCGCGCAAAUGCAUCCGAUGGAAUUCUCUGCACUGUUCUUGGUCAAAACGCCGUUCACGGUGCAUUUGCUGGACACAGCGGAAUAACAGUCGGAAUAUGCAAUACACAUUACGUAUAUUUCCCGAUUCCUCAAGUCAUUGCCGAGCCCAAGGUUGUCGACCCCAACAGCCGAAUGUGGCAUCGUUGCUUAACCUCAACUGGCCAACCAGACUUCAUCUAAUUUAACUAACAAAUAAAUAAGGUUAAUUAACUUAUUCUUUGAUUUCUUCCUAUAUUAUUGAACUGUACAGGUCCAUAAUAAAUUUUGCAAGAUAGAUUUUUCUACUUUUUUUUUUUGUUUUUCAUGAGGAAUUAAUUACGUUUUUUUUUACCUUCUAGCCAGUUUUUUGUCUCUUAUUUUUCUGAAUCUUUUAUCAAUUUUGAAAAAAAAAAAUUACAAUUUUAAAAUUAUCAAUUUGUUAAAAGAAUUACAAUUUUAAAAAUUAAUCGCUACUUACCAACAUGGAAAUCUUAUACAAUAUCUUUUUUCUUUUUAUAUUUAAAGAAAUUAAUUCCACCUGUGA